AUGAAGAACAUACUUAAGUAUAACAAGAGAGUAUACCUACUUAGGCAUUUUUCCUCAGUUAACAAAAGAAAGGUAUUGAAAACUAUAUUAUAUGACGUCCACAAAAAGAACAAUGCUAUUUUUAAGAUAUAUAAUGGCUAUUACGUUCCAGAUGAAUACAAAGACGACACAUUAAUAACAUCCCAUUUACAUACUAGGUCUAACUGUUCCUUAUUUGAUUACACAUACAGGCCUAUUUUAAAAAUAAGUGGGGUGGACAAGAUAAAUUUCAUAGAAAAAUAUGUAGGUAGUGAUAUUAAGGGCUUAUGGGAAAAUGAAUGUAGAAUGAGUUUAUUAUUAAAUGAAAAGGGUGGAAUUAUAGAUGAUAUAAUAAUAAUAUUAAUAGAAAAUCAUUUGUUAUUAUAUUUGAAUAUACAAUGUAAGGAUAAAGUUUAUACAUAUCUAAAUGAGAAACUUUUAGAGAAUACACAGUUAGAUGUAAAAAUUGAAGAGUAUACCUCUCAUAGUUCCAUUUGUAUACAAGGAUCUAAAUCUGUUAACAUAUUAAAGGAGAUGGUAAAUGAUGACAUAAAUUUAGAAGAUUGUAGUUUUAUGUCCAGUAAUAUAUAUAAAUUAAAUAAAGCAGAAAAUUGCUUAUUAAAUAGAUAUACAUGUACAGGGGAAGAUGGCUUUGAUAUAUUAAUACCUAAUAAACAUAUUACAGAGUUGUAUGAAUAUAUGUUAACUAAUCCAUUAGUAAAACCAGGAGGUUUAGCAGUUCAAAAUACGUUAAGAUUAGAAAGUGGUUUUUGUGUUUAUGGAAAAGAUAUUAAUGAAAAUUUUACUCCUAUUGAAUCGAAUUAUAAAUGGGUUUUAGGACAGAGAAGAUUAAAAGAACUAAAUUUUAAUGGAGCUCAUAUUAUAAUGAAUCAAAUAAAAAACGGUACUAAAAUAAAAAGAGUUGGAUUAGUUAUAAAUACUUCUACAAUUGUACCGAAAGAAAAUUCAAAAAUUUAUUCGAAUGAAAAAGUAGAUGAAGAAAUUGGUUUUAUCACGAGCAGUGUUUUUUCCCCUUUGCUACAAAAACCUAUAGCUAUGGGCUAUGUAAAGACAGAUCAAUCGAAUGUUAAUAAUAAUAUAAAAGUAGAAUGCUUAAAUAAGUUGGAAAUUGCCCAAAUUACGAAAAUGCCUUUUGUUCCUUUAUCCAUAUAUAAAAUAUGA
Messenger RNA from Plasmodium malariae, 1200 nucleotides. It is a transcript of the gene GCVT, whose product is annotated as aminomethyltransferase, mitochondrial, putative. Gene Ontology annotation, biological process: glycine catabolic process. Lineage: Eukaryota; Apicomplexa; Aconoidasida; Haemosporida; Plasmodiidae. The transcript is spliced from 2 exons. Gene Ontology annotation, molecular function: aminomethyltransferase activity; protein binding. Gene Ontology annotation, cellular component: mitochondrion. The record is from RefSeq and is a predicted model, not a curated record. Bases 1 to 1200 code for a protein of 399 amino acids.